Molecule: messenger RNA, 1050 nt
Organism: Chrysochloris asiatica (Cape golden mole)
Lineage: Eukaryota; Metazoa; Chordata; Mammalia; Afrosoricida; Chrysochloridae
Gene: PTER
Product: phosphotriesterase related
Exons: 4
Coding region: 1-1050 (349 amino acids)
Biological process (GO): catabolic process
Molecular function (GO): hydrolase activity, acting on ester bonds; zinc ion binding
Source: RefSeq, a predicted model, not a curated record
AUGUCCUCCUUAAGUGGUAAAGUGCAGACUGUGCUGGGCCUUGUGGAUCCAAACAAAUUGGGUCACACCCUGACCCACGAACAUUUGGCAAUGACCUUUGACUGCUGUUACUGCCCUCCUCCUUCAUGCCAUGAAGCUGUCUCUAAGGAAACUCUUGUGAUGAAAAAUCUGUUUUGGAUUCAGCAAAACCCUUAUUCCCACAGAGAGAACCUUCAGCUGAAUCAGGAAACAGAAGCCGUAAAGGAAGAAUUGUUGUAUUUUAAGGCCCACGGUGGAGGGGCUUUGGUGGAGAAUACAACCUCUGGACUUAGCCGAGAUGUACAGACUUUGAAGUGGUUAGCUGAGGAGACCGGUGUCCACAUCAUCUCUGGAGCUGGCUUUUAUGUGGAUGCAACACACUCUUCAGAGACCAGAGCAAUGUCAAUAGAGCAGCUUACAGAUGUCCUUAUUAAUGAAAUUCAACAUGGAGCUGAUGGAACCAAUAUCAAGUGUGGUGUUAUUGGAGAAAUUGGUUGCUCCUGGCCUUUGACUACAAGUGAAAGAAAAGUUCUUCAGGCAACAGCUCAGGCCCAGGCUCAACUUGGCUGUCCUGUUAUUAUCCAUCCUGGAAGGAAUCCAAGCGCACCAUUUCAGAUUAUCCGAGUAUUGCAAGAAGCAGGUGCAGACAUUUCCAAAACAGUUAUGUCACACCUUGAUAGGACUAUACUUGAUAAAAAGGAACUACUGGAGUUUGCUCAACUUGGCUGUUAUUUGGAAUAUGAUCUCUUUGGUACUGAACUUCUUCAUUAUCAAUUUAACCCAGAUACUGACAUGCCUGAUGAUAAUAAAAGAAUUAGAAGGGUGCGGUUCCUGGUGGAUGAGGGUUACGGAGAUCGAAUUCUGAUGGCGCAUGAUAUUCAUACGAAGCAUCGGCUGAUGAAAUAUGGAGGUCAUGGCUAUUCUCAUAUACUCACCAACAUUGUUCCGAAAAUGUUACUUAGAGGUAUCACUGAGACUGCACUUGAUAAAAUACUAAUAGAGAAUCCCAAGCAAUGGCUAACGUUCAAAUAG